GGAUAUCGGCAAUCACGCGAACAUUCUUUCUGUCAAUGUCCUCUUCAGAGUACCAAUCUGGCAACAGGACCCACUUCAUCGUUCAAAGGACAGUCCGGCUCCUUUGAGAUACCGUUGAUCAAGUUCUUGUUGAUAAACCUAAUAAUGGGCAGAAUAAAUGCGAAAAAGAGUAGGAUCGAUGAUAUUACGCUUGCCAUACAUCAAGAAACAACGUGUGUCUCUCGACUUAUGGGGUUAAACCAGUUUACUCCACUUCUCGAGGAAGUAUGUGCAUCUCCAGGCCAUCUUUACCCAGGCGCAGGCCCUGGGUUCAAUUUCCCAACCGCCAUCCAGCGUAAUAGGUGAAUGGCGACGAUGGUUGAUGCGUUGAGCGGUAACGGUUCAUCAUCCAGCAUCGACGACCAUCUGAGGACAGUACCUCCAAGGCUCUUUACACAUUUAUCCAGUUUUUUCACGGAGAAACCGGACGAUAAGCUGGUCAUAUUCCAGUAUGAUUGCUUCAGUAGGUUUGGCGUUGAUGGUGCCAAAUGACAUUUCUGAUAUCAUAUCCUUCCGGAAGGUCACGGUUUGGAACAAGCACUGUGAGCCAAAAUCCAGCUCGGUUCUGUAGUUCUGGGGGAAAAUCGUGAGGUGUCAAUGGUACAAGAAAGUGAUGGAAACAACGAAGCUGCCGGAACAUGAACAUGGGGGAAAAACAGCACCAAAGUUCCCAUGCCACAGAUGCAUUUGACCUUUAUCUUGUCUUGCCAGCAGUCAGUAAUUGAAACGGACUGUUAGAUCUGUAUAACAG
This is a messenger RNA of Guyanagaster necrorhizus, 790 nucleotides long. RefSeq lists its product as uncharacterized. The annotation marks the transcript as partial. The record is from RefSeq and is a predicted model, not a curated record. The transcript has a single exon. NCBI's taxonomy places the organism in Eukaryota, Fungi, Basidiomycota, Agaricomycetes, Agaricales, Physalacriaceae.